UUAGUGUGAAGCUUUGUACAUCCGUAUUUUAGUGUAUUUUAUUUUAAACGGAUUGUAAUAAAUACAAUAAUUGAUAAUCUCGACGCUGUUUAUUUAUUAUUAACGCAUGGUGAACGUUGUAUACUCUUUUUUAUGAAGUAAUCGAAAUAUUUCAUUGGGCUUUUUUGACAGCGGGUGUAGAUUGAACAUCAGUCAUUCAGGUAAAUAAGAGUUCGACUGAUGGAUUUUGAAUUUAGCAAAGAAAAUAUUUUACCCCUACCUGGAGGCAGGAAUGUUCAUCAACUUGGAAUCGCCCUUCAGGCUCAAACGAAUAGGGAAUGUCAAAUGGAACUCGCACAACAAAAACAACAAUGGGAAGAAUUGAUUAGGACAUACAGCGGAGACGAUCCUUUAGAAAAUUAUUACAAAUAUAUAUCAUGGAUCGAACAAACUUAUCCUAAACACGGCCACGAAGGGAAUUUGAUUCCUUUACUUGAACAUUGUUUAAAUAAAUUCGAAAGCGACAGAAGAUACAUAAAUGAUAGAAGGUUUUGCAAAUUAUGGAUUAAGUAUUUUGACUCUCAACCGAAUCCAUUGGAAUUUUAUCACAUGUUAAAAGCAAAAGGUCUAUGUACGGGUUGCGCGGAUUUUUACAAAGCGAUGGCGUAUUACCACGAAGCUGCCGGUGAUUUUCAAGCGGCGAACAACGUAUUCGAAGAAGGGAAAAGAAAUUUAGCGCAACCAUACGAAGAAUUAGAGAACGCGCAUCAAAAUUUAAUCGUGGCAGCCGGUCAACACGUAAUAUUUGGUCCGAAUCAAAGUAAUCUCAUAGAAAAACGUCAGGCCCUUACAGCGUUACAUACUUACCGACCGGGGCGAGUAGGUAGCGUACGAGUACCUAGUUCUAACCCAAUGGUAACUUUCCCGUCGAAUAGUUCGAUUUCUUCGAGAAGCAACGCCGUAGUACACAUACACGAAGACAGGGCCGGAGAAGAAGCCUCCGCGGUCGUAGAAGCACCACCUGUUAGUAUUAUAGCCGCGGUUAAACGGCAGGAAAUGCCUAAGGAGAAUACCCUAAAAGCGGGACCUUGGACGAAUAUAGUUCCAGUUAAAAAGAGAGUCAUAGGGAGCGGUAGUAGCGGUAAUUUAGCCACCGGUUUUACAGUACACGAAGACAUCGAUAUGCCGAGGGAGAUAAUUUUCCCGAAAGUUACCUUGGAAGAUUAUUCCGAUUGGGUGGUGAACGUCUAUUACCCCGAACCCCCGAAUCCGAACGCCAUCCCCAUGUAUCCCAAACAUAGAGUUUACGGCGAACCGAAUACCGAAUACAGUUUGGAGGAAUUGAGGAGUUCGAGGUAUAUUCGGAAAACUCCGGAAGUUUAUGAACCCAUAGUAACCGACGAUCCAGAAGUGGAGUUCGUCGAAGAAAUUCCACCGUCGCGCCAACAAAACGAAGAACUUCCCCAAAUACAAAAACAAGAGAUUCUAGUUAAUAAUUCACCCCAAAGUUUUCAUCAAUUAGCCAACUCUCCGCAAAAUUUCACGAGAAAUUCUUUCCAAAAAGACCCCCAAAUGAGAAAUAGUAUCUCCAACGGUACUAUGCAGUGUUCUCAAUUCAUGGGAAACGCGCAAUCCCCCAUGAGGAAUGUACAAACGCCUACUGGUGGUACGCAUUCACCUAUGGGGAUGUUUCAAUCGCCUAGGGGUGUACAACAGUCCCCUGGUCCGAAUAGUCCGUACUCGCUUUGGCCUUCCACCGGUUUCAACGUCUGGCAAUCGCCGCAACAAAAACCUGCUGCCCCGUUUGGAAUUUUCGAACAAUCCUUGGAGGAAAAUCAACCCAGAGGUAGUGCCAUGAAAACUGCUUUUAAAGUACUAAACGCCGAUGAUUUGGCCGAAACGGGCUCGAGGGGUGGUAUGGACGUUGCGGCGCAAGCUACGGAUAGUGCUAAACCCAUGCCUCAAUUCAGCGAUAACAGUUCUUCUUCUACCGAAGACAAUUUCGACGAUUGCAGGGGGCAAAUAGAAGACGAUUACGUCAAUACGGACGUUUUUAAUUUUAAUCUCACAGCUAUGAAAGUCAGUACCCCUCAGAAGGGUAACAGGGAAAAUAACGCCCUUAGUACGAUUUUAGAAGAGUCCAAAGUCAGUUACGGUUCUUCGUCUAGUUCCGGUUCGAAUGCGAAAUCGGUGCAUCUAAACAAAACGAACAAGAUGAGCACCAUUUCCGAGGAACACAACAGUUAUUUAGCCCAAAAUUUAAUGGCCAAUGCCGCUCUGAGAUCUAGUCUAUUGGCGGACUAUAUGGACGUGGCGCCGGCGCAUCAAUCCGUAAUAAUCGACGACGAAGAAGAAGAAAAGGAAGCGAUAGAACCGAACGAUAUAGACGCCCAUGCGCAUAACAGAACCCUCCCGGCGCCGGCUAGUGUACAUCCUUUGGAUUACGUUCCUUCUGAUCCGUUCAAGAGCGGUCUGAUCAAUAAAUUAUUGGAGAGGGUGGCUUUUCCUGGGCCGCACGUUUACGGUUACAGACAGAUACAGUGUAUCCCGAGGCUCGGGGUUAAAAAGGAACCGGUGGUUAUAGGUCAUGAAAAAUAUAUAGUGGAAAAACAGUUGGGAAAAGGUACUUUCGGUACGGUUUAUAAAGCCCUGGAUUUGGGUAAUUGUAAAACGGUUGCGAUGAAAUAUCAGAAACCGGCCAAUAAAUGGGAAUUUUACAUAUGCAGGGAGUUGCAAUCUCGUCUGGCGCAGCAUCCCCUCAGAGACAGGUUUAUGGAUAUACCUUUAGCUUAUUUCGGCGAUCAAGCUUCGUUAAUUAUUUCAGAAUAUAUACCGGGCGGUUCGCUUUUAGAUUUAGCCAAUUCGUACAAACAAAAAUUGGGUAAAUCGAUGAAGGAAUGUUUAGUGAUUUACUUCUGCAAGGAGAUGCUCCAGAUAAUCCAAGCCAUGCACCACGUUAGGAUAAUACACGCCGAUAUUAAACCGGAUAAUUUUCUGGUAUUCGUCGGUCCGGAUAAUACCGUAGGUUUGCAGUUGAUAGAUUUCGGAUGCAGCAUCGAUAUGACGCUUUUCCCUUCGAACGCAACUUUUAACAGACGCGUCACCACCGAGGAUUUCGUCUGUUGCGAAAUGUUGGACGGCAGACCGUGGAAUUAUCACACGGAUCUGUUUUGUAUAGCCGCUUCGGCGCACGUCCUACUCUUCGAUUCUUAUAUCAAGUUACAGAAAAGGGACAAUCUUUGGUCGAUUCAGCAGAGGUUUCCGAGGUAUUUGAAAGUCGAUUUGUGGAAUAUGUUUUUCAGCAGUCUGCUUAACCAACAGGUGAGUCGUUUUUUUACCAUAUUUGAGAUUAUGGAACAUUUUUUUACUGCGCUAAAGUUUUUUCUUGGUGUAACAUUCAGUGAUACUUUUUUUCAGUGUAGGUGUAUUUUAAUGUUUUUUUUAUUCGAUUGUGGUAUGAUUUUUUAAAUCUGGCAACGCUGUUACUUAUUCUAUUAGUCUCGACAUGUGAAAUAAGAAAAAUUUAAGUUGGUAGCUAUGCAAAUGCCUUGAUAAUCAAAAUUUUUCUUGUUAUAUUUGUUUAAUUGAAAAAAUUUUUUUCAGUGUAAAUUUGAGUAUAACUUUUUUUGCGUGUAGAUAAAAUGAUUUUUUUUUACUAAAAGUAUCUAACUGAGAUGUAAUUUUUCACCUAACCUGGCAACGCUGUCACUUGUUCUUCAUUUGACUAGUGAAAUAAGAAAAAUUUAAGUUGGCAGCUCUGUAAAUCUUGUUUUGAAAAUUUGAAAAGUAUUCAAUUGUCAUGUAAUUUUCGAAAUCUAUGAUUUAAUCGUUUUUUAUUUAAAAACUAAAAAUAUAGUUUAUGGAAU
Diorhabda sublineata is the source of this 3845-nucleotide messenger RNA. RefSeq names its product mitotic checkpoint serine/threonine-protein kinase BUB1 beta-like. The transcript is spliced from 11 exons. Gene Ontology annotation, biological process: meiotic sister chromatid cohesion, centromeric; protein phosphorylation; mitotic spindle assembly checkpoint signaling. NCBI's taxonomy places the organism in Eukaryota, Metazoa, Arthropoda, Insecta, Coleoptera, Chrysomelidae. Gene Ontology annotation, molecular function: ATP binding; protein kinase activity. Bases 220 to 3447 code for a protein of 1075 amino acids. The record is from RefSeq and is a predicted model, not a curated record.